Alosa alosa (allis shad) is the source of this 1485-nucleotide messenger RNA. Its product is annotated as retinoic acid-induced protein 2-like. Lineage: Eukaryota; Metazoa; Chordata; Actinopteri; Clupeiformes; Clupeidae. Gene Ontology annotation, cellular component: nucleus. Bases 1 to 1485 code for a protein of 494 amino acids. Gene Ontology annotation, biological process: animal organ development. The transcript has a single exon. The record is from RefSeq and is a predicted model, not a curated record.
AUGGAUACUAAAAACAACCAUUCAGGCUUCCAAUCAGAGAUGGCCCAGUCCCCAAACUCUUCGGCCCCCAUAUGCCCAGCUCAAGGUCUCAACAUAGAACCCUCUGGGACAAUAACACUGAAAAUGCACACGGCUGUUUUGCCAUUGUGCCUUGGGGAGGGCAGCGUAUUUCUGCCUGUGCACCUCCAGAUGCCCACAGGGGCUCAAGGAAAAGGGAUCAGUCCAGCGGGAUCCUCACCAUUCCUCCUGCCCAGUCAUGGUCCAGGCUCCCUGUCUCUGAUGUUAGAGCAACAUGUCUUCCAACAUUUUAAUUCCCAGUUUCUCCCCCAAGGCGUUCUCUGUUCUGCCCCUCCACCACUGCAGAACAGCAUGCUGCACUGUAACUCCCCCUUCACGCUCUGUCAGCCCUCACCCAUGGAGCCGAAGGUGGCAGAGCGCGAGCCAGCCCCGGUCACACAGGAUGGGCUUGCUGGCUUUGCCGCCAUUUCACAGGACCAGUUCACCACCCACAACAGUUUCACACCGUUUGGUUGCCAAAUGGCUGGACCCAACCCAACACAGACCUUUGCCCCAAACUUUGUACCCACUCCCCCAUCAUUACCUCUACCCUACGCCUGCUCUUCUCCACUGACGCCUCUAGUGCCCCCUCCCACCCUGCUUGUUCCAUUCCCCAUCAUUGUCCCUUUACCGGUGCCCGUCCCCGUCCCCAUCCCAAUUCCUCUAAGGCCUAAAGCUGAGCUGCACGAACCCAGAAGCACUGCUGCAGUGAGCACGCAGACCUGUGAUGGGAUUUUCAGUUCCGUCUAUGUUUCGCACACAGCAGGCUCCGAGGGAGUUGCACUGGACCUUUCUACAACAGCUGGGCCUUUAAGUCAACUGAAGCAAGAGGCGUCGGUUCCUCAAGACUCGCCUCUUGACCUGUCGGUGGCGUACCACGUCCACAAGCCACUGGUUCAGGUCGAACAGCCAGACGUCAAGCAGCCUGUGAAGAAUGUGCCCAGGUCGGCACGGUCUCUGGAGGUUCUCCCACCGCUGGGUUGUGGCCAGAAUUUGGACUCCGAGUUCCUCAAUGGCGUGACCUCGCUGGAGCUCAGCAGGCACCACAAAUGGUUGAUGGACGGCCGCUGCAGCCACGAACCCAAGUACGGCGCAAGGAAUUAUGAGAUCGUCAGCGCCUCACAGACAGCCAAGGUCAUUGUGGCCGUCAAGGACAGCGUUCCCACCAUUUUCCGUGGAAAGCUAAAGGAUCUUGCCGGAGUGCCUGCCAAUACCUUCCCCUCCAAGCAGGACAUGGAGCAGGGUGCCUUGGCCCAGCAGCACUACAGCCCAGUCCUCACGGCCCAGAGUGAAACAGGCCACCUCACCGACCCCAAGAGAAGCACUCCCCGAAACAGGUCGGUGAAACUGAAGAAGGUCAGUUCACAGGAGAUACACAUCCUCCCCAUCAAGAAGCAGCGCUUUACUGCUUUCCUCCACAGAGAGUAG